AUAAAAACCAGCAAAAACUCCGCCAUUCCAACUCACCAACUCAACACUUCAAUCACCAGUGUCAACUUCUUCAAAUCAGCCGCUUCUACCAUCGCAAUGGCAGUUCAAGUCGACCCACCGAGUGUGCAGCUACCGGCAGGAGGAGGCAACGUCGCGCUGAAGCUCAUCAACGCUGGCCUUGAGCAACGCUUCGCCUACAAGCUGAGAUCGAGCAACAACGAACACUACCGCGUCAAUCCGGUCUUCGGGUUUGUGGAGCCCAAUUCUGCUGCAACGAUCACCGUCGACAGGCUGCCCGGUCCUCCCAAGGCUGAUGAUCGCCUCGAAAUCUGCUUCACGACGGUUCCUCCUGAUGCUGCUGAUGCGAGAGCGCUGUUCCCGCCGGGCUCAUCUGGUGACUUCAAACUGGACGUGCCUGUUGCUGCGACAUGAGUGCUCUUCUCUCGUCGACAUGAGGUAGUGAUAGCUGUGUAUGGCAGACAACUUGAUAGAUGUUCGAUACUUGUUUCGAUAAAUAAUGCUUCUGUACAACUAUAUAUGUUUGCCCCUUUUGGAUUGUUCCAUAUCCGAAAUUCACUUUGUUGUUGUACUUGUAUAUAUCUUUUGCUUUGUAAAAAUUUGUUUUUGCCAUUGGAUUUUGUAUUGUAAAUAAAGAAUUUUGUUUGAAUUUUGUUUUGUAUUUGUUUGAGAUUUUUAGACUUUCAUAAAGCUUUAGUUGUCCAGAUUUCGA
Molecule: messenger RNA, 730 nt
Organism: Meloidogyne enterolobii
Lineage: Eukaryota; Metazoa; Nematoda; Chromadorea; Rhabditida; Meloidogynidae
Source: the annotation of a GenBank genome assembly